Molecule: messenger RNA, 420 nt
Organism: Psilocybe cubensis
Lineage: Eukaryota; Fungi; Basidiomycota; Agaricomycetes; Agaricales; Agrocybaceae
Exons: 5
Coding region: 1-420 (139 amino acids)
Molecular function (GO): iron ion binding; oxidoreductase activity, acting on paired donors, with incorporation or reduction of molecular oxygen; monooxygenase activity
Source: RefSeq, a predicted model, not a curated record
AUGUAUCAUGGCACUUGGGGAACUGCCGGGCUUACAUGGCUGUGUGCAGCCGUUGGCCACGUGUCCUCGGAAGAUGAUGAAUACGAUGGUUAUUUUAUUCCCCGUGGAACUGUUGUACUGGGAAAUGCAUGGACAAUUUUGCAUGACCCUGAAGAAUUCAAGGAUCCACUUGAAUUUAAUCCUGACAGAUAUCUGAAGGAUGGAAAGCUUGAUCCCAAUAUUGCGCAGCCUUUGGCUUUGGACGACGAAAGAUUACACAUCACUACCAAUAGCAUAUGCCCAGGGAGGCACAUGAGCGACAACGGGCUUUACUGCAUCAUUUCAUCUGUCCUAAGUGUCUUCGAAAUUAAGCCAUUCAUCGACGACGGUGGGAACCCUGUGAUUCCCAAGCCAGAAUUCACUAGUGGCAUGCUAUCGUGA